GGUGGCGCUCGUGUAUUAUCCGCGCCAAUAGAUACAGCGACCUUCACUGGCUGUAUUCACUCGCUGAACAUCAGUGUGUAUCCUGCACAGUGGGGAUGUUACGAUAGAGCAGCAGGUUUUCCAAUAAAUAAACGUUUUAUUAUUUCAGGUUAUACGAUUAAAAUUUUGGCAAAGGUAUUAAAGUGAAGUUUUUCAAGUGUUUGUGAGGAAAAAACUCUCUCGGCCACUUGUCGGAUGUGAAUUCCUAGAGGAGUAAGCUUUCUCCGCACAUAUAUCUCGUGCAUUGUGCGGAAUUUCGUUUUGGCUUGCAACUGGGACAUUAGUUAUAAGGGAAGACGGUAAGGGCCCAAAAGACUCUGGACGAGAGACACAAACGUACUCACACAGCACAAAGACCUCACACGCAACCAUACGGGAAGACGGUAAGGGCCCAAAAGACUCUGGACGAGAAACACAUACGUACACACACAGCACACAGACCACACACGCAACCGUACGACCGAUGAACGCCUGUUGACGCCUCGGAGACGUUACCACGUGACAUGAACAAUAUGGCGGUGCAGGGACGCGUGCAUGACCCGCUGUUCCAUUUCGAGACCCAUUUUCCGGAGCGGCUUUCCCGCCUCCACUUGACCCCAGACUACCCCACGGGCGGCGGCGGCGGCAGUGGCGGCUCACAUCCUGUCCAGCGGAAGAAGAAGUCGCGGGCCGCGCGGCAGGGCGUCCGCUAUAAGACACAGCCGGUUACCUUCGAUGAAAUACAGGAAGUAGAUGAAGAAAACAUAAAAGAGGAGGAUAAAACUGACGGUCACAGUGGAUUGAAGACGUCAUUUGCCGCCUUCUCAAAGUCAAUGGAUGGCCUUGUGUCAAAGGGCAAGCACCGGAUCUCGGACGAUACUAUUCACGAAUGUGUAGAGCCCGGUAACAAUAAUGAACCCAAACAGACUAAGCCUAAGAUUAUUCAGAUCGGGCGAGUGCAUUCGGAUUCACCCGAACUACGGCUCCGUAUUGAGGAAAACACAAAUAAAGAGAAUAAAGAAAACGAGCCGGAAAAUGGCGUCCCCCCGAGACCGGAGGGCGAUGUCACGCCGCUCGGUCUCCCGCCCACUGGACCGAACACAAGACGACAAAGAACGACCGCGAAGGCAAAGAAACGCCAACAGCAGGCGGGUAUCCCGGAUGAAGGGGAUAAGGGCACGUAGUGAUUGUGACGUCAUUUCCGGUUUCUAUGACAUCAUUGGAAUAUUAGUUCUUCAUUGUGUUUAUAAUUUGACAUGGAAACACUAGUGUGUGCGAUUUUUAAGGUGGAAGUUGAGAUUAUGCAAAAUUAGUGUUUUUGUCCAUGCUGUCAGCGAAUUCGUAGCUAAAAUAUUAUGUGCCUUAUAACGUGCAGUGCGUUUAUUUAAUUGUCGUAAUAGAAACAUAAUGUUGCCUUCAAUGUUGCAAAAUGCGACGUUACCUUGCGUGUGCAGAGGCCAUGAUUUUCAAAGACUCGAAGGAAACCUAUUAUGUUAGAAAUACGUUUAAGUGAUAUUAAUUUAUUGAUUGUAAAUAUUAAAAUUUAUUCAAGUUAUUUUACAGUUCAAGUUUUGGAUUUUAACUGACAGAUAUCUGGUUCUUAUACAUAUAUACAUGUAUAUUACAUUAAAUCUUAAACGAAG
Messenger RNA from Mya arenaria, 1661 nucleotides. RefSeq lists its product as uncharacterized. The coding region runs from base 543 to 1202 and encodes 219 amino acids. The transcript is spliced from 4 exons. The record is from RefSeq and is a predicted model, not a curated record. NCBI's taxonomy places the organism in Eukaryota, Metazoa, Mollusca, Bivalvia, Myida, Myidae.